AUGGCUGAGCCAGCAAAAAGACCUAAGAAAUGGUUGUCGGUGAAGGAGGUGAGGGAGAGGAAGAAAGCGAGGGACCUCACAAGAAGAAGAGAAUGGACUUUGGCAGUCUUGACCCUACUGACUAUGUCUCUCGGCUCGCUGCUGCUGCUCUUCAACAACCACACGUGUCCCUGUGCUGCCCGGUGCGUCAAUCAGACCGCGCUGAACAUCCCAGCUGGCAGGUUUCUGAGUCACUACUGGCCCGCAUCUGCCCCCCCAAUGCUGCAGCCGGACACCUGCGCAAAGGCAGCCAAAGAAAUGCGCGGAGAGGAGCGCAAACGGUCCCUGUCCCCGUGGAUUUACAGGAUAAACCAAGAUGACAACAGGUUUCCUCGUAAGAUCUUCUUUGCCGAGUGUCUUUGUGAUGGCUGCAUCAUCAACCAGCAAGAAAGCUUCGCCUACAACUCUGUCCAGGUGUUUGCUCAGAGGACGGUCCUGAGGAAGUUUCCGUGCCAUCCAGGAUCUGACAAAUACAGGUUGAAAAAAGAGAUUAUCAAUAUUCCAGUGGCCUGCACUUGUAUUGUGCCCAAAGAAAAUGAAACAUAACUAAAAUAAUUUAUAUUGUCACCACACCAGUGCUAGUUCUUAAGUAACCAAGUUAACCUAAGACAAAAUAAUCCAUCCCAUAGCUUUGGGUUAAACAACUUCUAUGACCUAUAAAUGUGUCGUUAGUUAGAGUCAUUUAUCUCAGUUUGUUUGUGUGAAAUAUAUUCUUUUUAAAUCAACGUAGGAACCUCUGAGAUGUUUGUUUCAGUUUAGGUGGUUUAAGGUUCCCAAAAGUGAAACUUUCAGGUCCGGUUCCAGAAAACAAAUUAAUAAUCACACCAGGUAUUUGUCGAAUCAGGUGGACUUUUAAGCCACGCAAGCUUUGCAACUCUAAGGUCGACAGCUUUGACUAAAAUAUUUCAACAACUAUUGGACGGUCUGUGCAAAAAUAGUGGACGAUCAUCUGCUUUACUCUAAAUGGGGCCAUUUACUAAGAAGACUUAUGAUUGAGACCAUAAACUCAUUUCUGUGGUCAGAAAUCAAGUGAGAAGUAGGGAUAUUUUCUCAUACACUUCUAUACAAGAGAAAACAGUAUA
This is a messenger RNA of Centropristis striata (black sea bass), 1121 nucleotides long. Its product is annotated as interleukin-17C-like. Gene Ontology annotation, molecular function: cytokine activity. Bases 1 to 585 code for a protein of 194 amino acids. The record is from RefSeq and is a predicted model, not a curated record. NCBI's taxonomy places the organism in Eukaryota, Metazoa, Chordata, Actinopteri, Perciformes, Serranidae. The transcript has 4 exons. Gene Ontology annotation, cellular component: extracellular region. Gene Ontology annotation, biological process: inflammatory response.